Messenger RNA from Galleria mellonella (greater wax moth), 7597 nucleotides. Its product is annotated as ATP-binding cassette sub-family C member 4-like. The transcript has 30 exons. Gene Ontology annotation, biological process: transmembrane transport. Gene Ontology annotation, molecular function: ATP hydrolysis activity; ABC-type transporter activity; ATP binding. Lineage: Eukaryota; Metazoa; Arthropoda; Insecta; Lepidoptera; Pyralidae. Bases 92 to 7057 code for a protein of 2321 amino acids. The record is from RefSeq and is a predicted model, not a curated record. Gene Ontology annotation, cellular component: membrane.
GUGUACAUCCCUACGUAGUCAAUUGCUGUCUAACCUAUUAGCAGACUUGUUCGGUGGACUGCAAGCCGAGUUGGGAGGCUCUGGUUUACAGAUGCCGUGCCAGUUACUAAAAUGUCUAGAGGAUAAGCAUAAUUGGAAUCGAACGAGUGUUGUCAAGACUAAUCUACGGAAUUUCUUUGCUCAAUUAUUAAUUGGAGAGUUGGAUGUCGCUAUUGCAACAUCAAUUGAGAAUUAUCAUGCUAAGUGGGUUGGUGCAUCAUGUGCUGAUGUCUCGAGGGUUAUCCCCGACCCUGAAGAAGUCGAAAACGAAGGAUGGCAAGAACGGGCUCUCGAACGUAAGGCACAGAAACUUGCUACUAAGCUUGCUGAACAGAUGUUUCAAGAGAGAGCUGAGCAACUUGUUCAACGAGCAAAGGAUAUAGUAAGCUCGGGUCCUCCGCCUUGUGAGUGCAAGCCGCAAUCAGCGGUAUAUUCGUGUUUUGUAAAACCACCAAUAGUGGGAGGGAGUGGUGCCGGUAGUGGAGUCACAGGCGUCAGUACUACUGCUCCUCCGUAUUGGCGCAAGACCUUCCAGGACGUUACACAGCUCAGAGCGCAAAUAGAAGACCUUAAAAGAGAAACUAUUAAGAAAGCAGAUUUAAAAUUAAUGGAAAAUAAUAUAGCUAAAAUGGUGCAUCGUUCUUCGGUACUAGAGGCAAGUUCUGUGGCUGGGUCUAACAAACAAGUUAAUAACUUAGAAAAUAAUAAAGAACAGGACAUAAAAUAUACCGGAUUAGCUAAUACUGAUAAUAUUUCAAAGUACCAUCUAAACUCUAACAAAACUACUGCGAUUAAGAAAAAACAGUCAGAUGUAAUUGGUAGUUCUAAAAAAAUAAAUAAAAACAUUACUGGCAAUAUUGGAAAAACAGGUAAAACUUAUAAAAAGAAUGAACAAGCAUAUACUGUUAAUGUGUGUUUUUGUGAUUCACAAAAAUAUCCUUCUAAAACAAUUAAGCAUCAUAAACCAAAUUGUUCUAUGGAAAAUGAAUGUAGACUGUCACGAAAAGAUAACACUUCUAAAGAUAUUGUAUCCCAAAUGUCAAGUGUAAGACAAACUAAGCCUAUUUAUGAUAUAGAAUCUACAUUAACAAAUAAUAAAAAAGGCAAAACAUCUAGCGAACCAUCUUGUAGAAGUAAUUGUGUUUGUUUUUAUAAAGUGCCGUCAAAUACUUCAAUAGAUAAAUUAUUAGAAACUUUGACAAAAUGGAAAUAUGAUUUAACUAACGUUUCUAAUCAAAAUACGAUGCCAGUCUUGAAUAAUCAUAAAUCGAAACAAAUAAGUAAUAAUUUAAAUAUUAAUAUAAAAACACAAGAAUCACCUAUAAUUAUAAAAUCGAUAAAAAGUGAUAUAAACUCCAGUAUUUCUAAAGGUAUAGAAUUCGAACAAUACUUACCUCCUACAACAGAAUCAGAAUAUAUGGGUGAAAUAAAUUUGGAUAAUGACAUGUUUAGUGGUUGUAACAAAAAAAAUAAUAGUUUUAAUAAAAGUAGUUAUAGGAACAAAUCUCAAGAUAAAUUAAAUAUCCCAAUUAAUUGUUUAAGUCCUGAAACAUGUAAUUGUAAAAAAUGUUCAGAAGAAAAAGAGAUACAAAAGGAUCAAUUAACUUUGUGUAAUAAUGAAGAACAAACAAAAAUGUUACAAAGUAAGUCACAACUAAGCAUUGAACAAACACAAAAACUUCAAGAACAAAGUGAUUUAAUUUCAAAUACAGAGGAUAUAACUACUGAUAUGAAUGAAAAUAAUAAAAUGAAAGAUUUAUUUCCUUCUAACAGUCAAUACUACAAUAUAAAAUUUUUAGGCGUUACACUAGCUAACACUAAUUCGCAAUGCAUUUUGCAUGAUGAAUAUACCUUAAAUGUUAAGAAUAACAAAAAUAUUUUAAAAAACAAUGAAACAAUGAAUGAAGUAUGUUAUAAUAAUAAAGAUCAAUCAAUUAAGGAGGAAUACAGAAAUAUAAAUGUAGAUCAGAGAGAUGAACAUUUACUGGCAUGUAAUUGUAAUAUUAAGUUUAAUGAAUUCAAGUAUUUUACGGGUGAGAAACUUAGCAAACAACGCGUUAAUUUUUAUGAAAAUGAAAAAGCAGUUGAAUCUCAGAGUUUUAAUGAUAAUGUAAUAAUAGACAAACAUGAAAUGUGUGUUUGUUGUAAUGACAAUAAAUUUGAUAAUUCUCGUGAUUUAGAAGUUAAUACCUUUCAUCUAUUAGAAGAACAUCUGAAAAAUAGAUUAGAAGAAUUUAGACAGUCUUCCUGCAAAUCUUCAUGUAUAUCACUCGAUGAACAAGAAAAAAUAUUUUCAACAAUUUUUCAAAGAGUCAAACAGAUAAUUUCCGAUAGUUCAAAUAAAAUUAUAUGUAAGUGCCUAGACGAAGAGCCUUCUCUAGGAAGUUGGAAUCGAGCCUAUUGUUUAUUACAAGAAUACUUAAAAACUAAAAUAAAACGUGUUGGAUGUUGUUGUGUAUCAUUCCAAAAUGAAGAAAAAUUUGUACCCGAUGUAUUGGACCAAGUAUGUCAUUUAAUAGAGAAUGAUUUUGAACGCUUGAAAAGUUUAUGUAAAUGUAAAAAUACUGUUAAUAAAAGUGAAGAAAAUUAUUUGAUGACUCAAAAUGAAUUACCAGAAAGAGAUAUAAAUAACGAUUCAUAUAAUCAUUAUCCAUUAUCUAAAAAUUUAGAUACAUCCAGCAUUGUAGACCAAAAUUAUAAUACCAAUAAACUGUCUAAAUUAAAUUCACCUAUCAUUCUGGCUCAAAAUAUAUCAGCUCAAGUGCCCAGUAAUCUAGAAAUGAAAACGAAAUCUUGUGAUGCUAUGGAGAGAAAAAAUAAAAAUGUACAAAUCACAGAGUCUCAUGAGCUACUUGUAAAUAAAUAUUGUAAUUCUUCUGAUAUCUGUUGUCAUUGUAAUUUACCUAAAAACAGCAGAAAACCAUAUUCUGAAUUAUUUGGUACCAAUGAAAUUUUAAAUAUGGAAAAUAACGUUAAAAGCAACAGUAAAUACAAAACGUUUAACGAUGGAACUCAGAAAAAGAGAAGUAAACCUAAUAUAAUAUCAAGAAUAUUCAUAUGUUGGAUGUGUCCAGUGCUAGUAAAAGGAAACAAGAGAGAUGUUGAAGAAAAGGAUCUUAUUGUUCCCAAUAAGCAAUACGACUCAGAAAGACACGGUGAUAAACUUGAAAGAUAUUGGUUAGAAGAAUUGGAACGAUCAAAGAGAGAAAAUAGAGAUCCAUCGCUGUGGAAGGCUUUAAAAAAAGCUUACUGGUUAGCAUACAUGCCAGGAGCAAUAUAUGUAGGUUUAUUAAGCAUUGCAAGGACCAUUCAACCGCUGCUAUUUUCCCGGCUUCUAUCCUAUUGGACUGAUCCGACUAUGACGCGACAGGAAGCCGGUUUGUAUGCCUUGGGCAUGCUUGGAUCUAAUUUCGUAACGAUGAUGUGCCAACACCACAAUAAUUUGUUUGUUAUGCGGUUCAGUUUAAAAAUAAAAAUCGCAUGCUCAGCACUCCUUUACAGAAAGGUUUUACGUAUGAGUCAAGUGGCGUUGGGUGAAGUGGCUGGUGGCAAGAUAGUCAACUUACUUUCUAACGACUUAGCAAGAUUCGACUACGCAUUCAUGUUCCUCCACUACGUGUGGUUGAUCCCCAUACAGACUGCUGUAGUCUUGUACUUGUUGUAUAACAGAGCUGGGUACGCGCCCUUCGUUGGAUUAUUCUCUGUCAUCAUUUUAAUCUUCCCUAUACAAGCUGCUCUUACUAAGCUUACAGCAGUAAUAAGACGCCAAACCGCUCAAAGAACAGACAGAAGAAUAAAACUUAUGAAUGAAAUUAUUAAUGGAAUUCAGGUGAUUAAAAUGUACGCAUGGGAAAAGCCUUUUCAAAAGGUGGUGGAAUUGGCACGAUCCCACGAGACAAGCGCCCUCAGGAAUGCUAUCUUCGUCAGGAGCGUGUUCAUUGGAUUUAUGCUGUUCACCGAUAGAACUAUCAUGUUUAUCACUAUCCUUACCCUUGUUCUUAGUGGCGAAAUGAUUUCAGCUUCGACGAUCUAUCCGAUUCAACAAUAUUUCUCCAUAAUUCAAUUCAACAUAACUAUGAUAUUACCACUACUUAUAGCCUCGUUGUCCGAGAUGAAAGUUUCAGUGGAACGCAUCCAAGGAUUCAUGAUAAUGGAGGAAAGAGACGACGUAUCAUUGAAGAAUAAAACUAACGAAAAUUACAAAAAUAACAUAGUGAUUGAUCACAAUGCAAAAACAUCUGAUACAAAUAACGUUCAUGGGAAUAAAUAUUCUUCAUUUGAGAAUUUUUCAGAAUUGCAUCCGAUUGCACGCCCACAAAAAUUCGAAGGCACAGAUAUGGUCGUGGAGUUAUCGGGAGUUACCGCAUCAUGGUUAAAUGAAACUCCUAUUGAAGAAUGUACUCUUAGGAACAUCUCGAUGCGUCUACGGAAGGGUAAACUCUGCGCAAUUAUUGGACCCGUUGGUACUGGAAAGACCUCGCUACUUCAACUUUUACUAAAAGAGAUGCCGUUACGAUCGGGCUCCGUUAAAGUUAAUGGUACAGUAUCAUACUCAUGUCAAGAGUCUUGGCUUUUUGCGGGCACUGUCCGACAAAAUAUUAUUUUUGGAUUGCCUUACGACCCUGAGAAAUAUAAAGAGGUAUGCCGAGUUUGCUCGCUGUUGCCAGACUUCAAACAGUUUCCAUACGGGGAUUUGUCUUUGGUCGGUGAUCGCGGUGUUUCCCUCUCAGGCGGCCAAAGAGCUAGAAUUAACUUAGCGAGAGCUGUGUACAGAGAGGCCGACAUUUAUCUGCUGGACGACCCGCUGUCGGCGGUGGAUGCAAAUGUAGGCCGGCAGUUGUUCGAGGGCUGCAUCAAGGGUUACUUGAGCGGGAAGACAGUCAUUCUUGUCACUCAUCAGUUACAUUAUCUCAAGGCAGCCGACUACUUAGUCAUCUUAAAUAAUGGAACAAUUGAAAAUAUGGGUUCUUAUGAUGAAUUGGUAAAAUCUGAAAAAGAAUUCUCAUUCUUGCUGUCCAGUCUUCAAGAAGGUGAAAGCGAUGAGAAAGAAGAUAGCGUUUCGGACGACAAGGGUGUUAAGCGAACAUCAAUGAAAAGAAAUAUAUCAGUUAGAAGUGAAAACGAAAAUCCUAACGCAGAAAAGGAACAAAAGCAGGCCGCAGAAGAGAGGGCCACAGGCAACUUGAAGUGGGAAGUGGUGAGCAAGUACUUGAAGUCUGUCAACUCCUGGUUUAUAGUAUUUCUAGCGUUUGCAACGUUGACGAUAACACAAGCCACUGCCACCACUGUCGACUAUUGGGUCAGUUUUUGGACGAAUAAUGUGGAUGAUUAUAUUCAAAAUCUACCUGAAGGCGAAGAGCUUGAUUCAAGUUUAAAUAGUAAAAUAGGACCAUUAACGAAUUCACAAUACCUUUUAGUCCAUGGUUGUGUAAUAUUAGCCCUCAUAAUAUUUGCACAGAUCAGAAUCGCAACGUUCGUUUCUGUUACAAUGCGAGCUUCACGAAAUUUGCAUAACAUGGUAUUUAAAAAAUUAAUUAUCACUGUUAUGAGGUUUUUCGACACCAAUCCAAGCGGUCGUAUUCUCAAUAGGUUCUCGAAGGACAUAGGAGCGCUGGACGAACUGUUACCUCGCAGCAUCCUGGAGACGCUGCAGAUGUACUUCUCCAUGACGAGCGUGCUCGUGUUGAACGCGAUUGCCCUCCCCUGGACACUCAUACCGACCGCCGUGCUCGUCGUCGUCUUCGUGCUCCUGCUCAGGUGGUACCUGAAGGCCGCUCAGGCAGUGAAGCGGUUAGAGGGCACCACUAAGAGUCCAGUAUUUGGAAUGAUCAAUUCCACUCUCGCUGGAUUGGUCACCAUUAGAAGUUCCAAUUCCCAAGAUCAACUUCAACGACAAUUCGAUGACGCACAGGACCUCCAUUCGAGUGCUUUCUAUACAUACUUGGGCGGCUCUUCUGCAUUUGGCUUGUACUUGGACGCUAUUUGCCUUGCGUAUCUUGGAAUGAUAUUGUGCAUUUUUAUUCUGGUUGAAUUUGAUGAGCAUGUCAUCCCAGUUGGAAGUGUCGGUCUGGCGGUGACCCAGUCGAUGACGCUUACAAUGUUGUUGCAAAUGGCAGCCAGAUUUACAGCUGAUUUUCUUGGUCAAAUGACUUCUGUAGAGAGAGUACUUGAAUAUACUAAGCUGCCUUGUGAAAAAAAUAUGGAAGUAGGAUCUACCACACCACCAACUAAUUGGCCUUUGAAAGGAGAAGUAAAGUUUGAAAAUGUCUUCAUGAAAUAUGGUCCUGAGGAUCCUCCGGUUUUAAAGAACUUGAAUUUCGUAAUCAAGGAAGGUUGGAAGGUGGGUGUCGUAGGACGGACGGGAGCCGGAAAAUCUUCUCUUAUAUCAGCACUCUUUCGCCUCUGUGACAUCGAUGGCAGCAUUAAAAUUGAUGGAGUAGAUACAGGAACAAUUGCUAAGAAGGACUUAAGAUCGAAGAUAUCUAUAAUACCUCAAGAGCCGGUUUUGUUUUCUGCAACAAUACGAUACAAUUUAGAUCCCUUCGAAAAUUACAGCGAUGAUGAGAUUUGGAGAGCGCUCGAGCUGGUGGAACUAAAGGAAGCCGUGCCAGCCCUGGACUAUAAAGUGUCGGAAGGCGGAAGCAACUUCUCCAUGGGCCAGCGGCAGCUCAUCUGCCUGGCGCGUGCUGUUCUGCGCUCCAAUAAAGUGCUCGUCAUGGAUGAGGCUACUGCCAAUGUUGACCCGCAAACUGAUGCCCUGAUUCAGAAGACAAUUCGCAACGUGUUCACAAGCUGCACAGUGAUCACGAUCGCGCACCGUCUCAACACGAUCAUGGACUCAGACCGCGUGCUCGUGAUGGACAAAGGACUCGCGGUGGAGUUCGAUUAUCCUUACAUUCUGCUCUCCAACCCCAACAGCACUUUCAAUUUAAUGGUCAAAGAGACCAGCGAGAGCAUGAGCAAAGUACUGUAUGAAAUAGCCAAAUUGAAAUACGACAACGACAAUCUUAAACGAUAAAUUACAUUUACGAGUAGUUUUAGAUCAAUAUUUGUACAUAAUUUAGAAUAUGAAUAGAAGUAAGGUAAGGAAAGUCAUUUAAUCCGAGCCAUACAAUUUCAUUUAAUUGUAAACCAGUUUACGUGUUGUAGAACAUACUUAAUAAGUUCCGAGAAUAACCGGAAUCCUUAUUCUCCACCUCUUAUUUAUUUAGCAAAUAUAUCUAAGAAAAAAUUAGUUUUUCAAAAGAUACUAAGAAAAAAUAAGUUUUUCAUAAGAUUUUAUACACCACUUUUUUACUAUAAUUGUUAUUAAAUAUAUACUAAUAUUAUAAAGAGAUUUGAUUUUUUGUAAUGGAUAAAUUUAAAAAACUCAAUCGAUUUUAAAGUCUAUAUUAGAUUUUAGAGGCUAUUAUUUUCUAAAAUUCUAUCUAUCCAUGUGUAACUGGGCCGGAUCACUAGUUAAAAAAUAAAAGUCUGUGAUUAUAGAACAUAACUUAUUACUGACUUAAUUAAAUGCCUCUGUAACUCAUUAGAUUCUUAUACAAUUUAUUUAAAACUA